Fraxinus pennsylvanica is the source of this 2139-nucleotide messenger RNA. The record is from the annotation of a GenBank genome assembly. Lineage: Eukaryota; Viridiplantae; Streptophyta; Magnoliopsida; Lamiales; Oleaceae.
AUGCGCGCUGGGUGCUCUGUCUAUCAAACUCGUAUGAUUAAGCAAGAGAUUAUUUCGCGCUUUGUCUUUCAACAGUACUCUCUCAGCGUUCUACAUACACUUUAUAUACUGUAUACAGAAAUGGGAGCUGGGAGGAAAACACAGACAUUUGUAUUGAAUGAAGCUUCACCUUCAUUUGCAUCGAAGGCAUCUUAUGCCACAUCAGCUAGAAAUUUGAGAAAAAGUCAGCUUGGAGGUGUAAUAUUUGGUUGCAAGAGCGGAACUUUCAAAGAAUGCCUCUCUAAACAACUCUUUGGCCUGCCUUCUCAGCACUUUGUGUAUGUAAAAAAUAUAGAGCCUGGUUUGCCGCUGUUUUUGUUUAACUACGGCGAUAGAACAAUUCAUGGUAUUUUUGAAGCUGCCAGCUGUGGCCAACUGAACAUCAAUCCUUACGCAUGGACGUCAGAUGGUUCAGAGAAAACACCAUAUCCAGCUCAGGUUCAGAUACGUAUGCGGAUUCAAUGUCAAGCACUUCCUGAACUUCAGUUUAAACCAAUAAUUGUUGACAACUAUUACACUCUAAACCAUUUCUGGUUUGAGCUGGAUCAUGCUCAAGCAAGCAAGUUGUUGUCCAAACUUUCUUCUUUAGCAGUAACUCCAAGCACGUUUAUACCACAAAUUGCAGAAAAUAGGACAGCUAUGUUGCUUCCCUUCCCUUCAAAUGACAAUAGAAAGGAAAGUGGAACUUCUUAUCCACCGUCUUCAACAGAUAAUUUUACAAUCUCCAAUGAUGCAAUUUGUACAAUGGGUGCUAAAGAUGAUUCUCAGUGUUUGGAUGGAAACAACCAAUUUCCAGAGCCAGCCUUGCAAAAUCAAAUGGUAUAUGUUGAUCAAAAGGAUUUUAUCUACAUGAAAUUAAAAGAAUUGCUACCCAAUGGUGGGCAUACAGAUGCAGUUAAGGAAGGAAAUGCAUUAGAAUCUGCCAUAGAGGAUAAUUUAUUGGGGCUUGAAACUGCUGAAAAAGCUCCAGUGACUUCAGAAGAGGAAAAUGAUGAUAGUUCUUUUAAUUUAUCUUGUUAUCCUGCUGUAAUAACACAGUUGUGCCAGGAGAUUGAAGAACUAAAGGCUUUCAAGAAAGAGCAAACUCAGAAGAUGGAAAGUUUGGAAAAGAAGCUGGUUGGAGCAGAAGAAGAAAUUUGUCGACUGGAAAAUAGAUGUAUGGCAUUGGAGUCUGGGUCAAGUCUUUUCGUGACACAGGCUGAGGAAGCUGUAGUGUCAUUUGAUGGACUUCACCUCAAUCUUGAUGAAUUAAUAUUUCUAGUGGGAGGUCAUGAUGGUGAAUCAUGGUCAUCAGCAUUGCAUUCAUAUUCACCUUCACACGAUGUGAUGAAGUCUCUCAAGCCUAUGUCUUCUGUACGAGCAUAUGCCUCAGUUGCUAAGUUAAAUGGAGAACUUUACGUUUUUGGUGGCGGAAACGGUGCUUUGUGGUAUGAUACAGUUGAGUCAUACAAUCCUGUUAAUGAUCAAUGGACUCUACGCCCAACCCUAAAUGAGAGAAAGGGAAACUUAGCUAGUGCUGUGUUAGAUGGAAAAAUCUUUGCAUUUGGUGGAGGAAAUGGAGUUGAAAGCUUUUCAAAUGUUGAAAUGUUCGAUUCAGAAGUUGGACGCUGGAUUUCCACACGCUCUAUGCUACAAAAGCGUUUUUCUCUUACAGCAGCAGAGUACAAUGGUGCAAUCUAUGCUGUUGGUGGAUACGAUGGUAAAGAUUAUUUGAAGUCUGCUGAAAGAUUUGACCCAAGAGAACACUCGUGGACUAGAAUUGCAAGUAUGGAAACACCGAGAGGCUGUCAUUCAUUGGUUGUCAUGAAUGAGAAGUUGUACGCCAUUGGUGGUUAUGAUGGAAAUGAGAUGGUGCCCAGCAUGGAAAUAUACGACCCUCGUCUUGGAAAGUGGAUGACCGAGAAGCCUCUGAACCGAGCCAGGGGAUAUUCAGCUACUGCCGUUCUAAACGAAUCCAUAUAUGUAAUUGGAGGUGCUGAUACUGCUAAUGGCACAGUGGACAAUAUUGAAAGAUACGAGGGUCGAGGUUGGCAAGAAACAAACUUGAAGGCUGUCAGUAAAAGGUGCUUCGCCUCAGCUAUUGUCUUGGGAGAGAGUUAA